This is a messenger RNA of Zootoca vivipara (common lizard), 19871 nucleotides long. RefSeq names its product PR/SET domain 16 (gene PRDM16). Gene Ontology annotation, cellular component: nucleus. Gene Ontology annotation, biological process: regulation of gene expression. Gene Ontology annotation, molecular function: histone H3K9 methyltransferase activity; protein binding. The record is from RefSeq and is a predicted model, not a curated record. Lineage: Eukaryota; Metazoa; Chordata; Lepidosauria; Squamata; Lacertidae.
UGCCAAGUACAGUAGUGAUUUCCUAACUGUUCAGACCUCUCAGGUCAAGAUACCUAUAGGACAAAGCCGGGUUUUGUUGGUUAUUUUGGUGGACCAUCUCAGUUUUUUUUUUUAAAAAUGAACAACCACCUUUGAUUUGAGUUGCACCAUAAUAGUUUCCAAGAGAAAUGACUUUGCUUCCUGAAUUGUCAAUAUGUCUACAGAGGGGGUCACUAGAGAGUAGAGUUAUCAGGUGUUUGCCCACUAGGACCAACAUGAUGUUUUGAAACAUUUUGGCAUGUCCAUUUUGACCUUCUACGGUGGUUUUCUUCUUCCCUUUCCCCCUCUUCUCUCUCUCUCUCUCUUUUCCAUCCCAUCUCCAUUUAUGUGCCUCUGCUCCUGAACAAGGAAAUAUUGGCCUUGAUCUCUCUUCAAUCACAAAAAGCCUUGGGCUUUCUAUUUGUAAAAUGGGGCCAAGGAUAACAUACUUCCCAAACUAAGAAUGGCUAGCAGAUGAUCAUCAUCAUGGUCGUAUCCAAGCUAAAACCUACUCAGAGUACACCAGUUGAAAUCGAUGAACAUAAGUUGGUAAUGUCCAUUGAUUUCAAGGGGUCGACUCUGAGUAGGACUUUGCCAGCAACUCCUUCACACUGGAUAAAGCUGCUCUUGAUAAAUGGGGACAGGAGGAGGCCUCUCUGUUGUACCACUUUUCUCCUUCUGAUAUAUAUAUAUAUAUAUAUAUAUAUAUAUAUAUAUAUAUAUAUAUGUAACAUCUGAUUUAGGUUUACUGAAAUAACAACAGAUGUUUAUCUUGUAUUGUGUGGCACAUGGUGCUGGAGCCCAUAAACCCCUCCUGAAGAUUGAACCGCUCGCCUUAGACACUUAGGGGCUUUGUUCCCUUUUUCUUAUUCCUUCUCCCCCUCUCCCCUCCCAGCUUUCUCUUGGUGUUUUUAUUUCUUAGCCAUUUAAUCUGCUACCAAAGAAUGUAUAAGCAUCACAUUAUAGAGCGUGAAACAAGGGGAUAGUGAGGGGAUUUUCAAUACUUCCUUCCACUGAGCUGGAGACUCUCGAUGGGGUAACCUUACCUGCCGUUUUGGAUCAGGAAAUAAUGACAGGGGCAUUCCAUAACUUCCUGAGAAGCUUUAGUCUGCAGUCCAAGAGGAGCCCAAUAGGAACGACCCCCAUGGAGAUGAAUAGAAGUUACUGUGGUACAGCUUCUGUUUGCUUUAGGCCAGCAUGGAGGGUCUUUAAUGGAUCGUGACCAUGGUGAUGGCUGGGAAGGGCUGUGGCUCAAGGCAAGAGCUUCUGCCUUGCAUGCAGAACGUACCAGGUUCAAUCCCCAGCACCUCCAGGUACAACUGGGAGGGAUUCCCAUCUGAAAUCCUGGAGAGCCACUGCCAGUCAGUGUACGCCACACUGAGCUUAGAUGGCGUCAGAUGCUUAGAUGACUCUGUUUAAGGCUGCACAAUGUAGUCUGUGAUACAUUGGGGAAAGGAGAUUAAACAGGCCAGCAAGUAGGAAACUUAACUGCUGCUGCUUGAGGGUCUGGAAUCUGGAUCUAAAAGAUGAUAUCAAUGGGGAUCAGAGGGUGGAGCUCUGGAAAAAUGACAGGGUGGCUGCAGCCACUCCCAUCAAGGCAGUGCCAGAGACAGCAGCCUCUCUUUAGGAUGAGCCUUGUCUGCCAAUCCUAUUUACAGAACAUGGAAUCAGUUUCAGAAAAUCUUAUUCCUGACCCAUUCACAUUUAUUAAGAGCUGCUUUAAAAUCUUACUUGAGUUGGGAUAGAUUUUUGUUUUAUUCCCACCCCUACAUCUUCAUUUCUGCACCACUUUGUCAUUUAUUUCUUUUAAUGCCCUGAUGAAAGCUCAUCAGGGCAUUUUAAGUGCACAUUUCGUAUUUUAAAUAUAUAUAUAUAUCGUAUAUUUCGUAUUUUAAACACACACGCGCGCGCACACACACACACACUUUUGUAUACCAUUUUGACGAAUGGAUGCAUAUCUGUAAGCAAUUUACCCUAAUAAUAAGCAUUUCUGUAUGUCAUUUUCAAUCAUAUAGGCAUUUUGAUGGAGAUCUUUGUAUGCUUUCUUUAGCUGGAAACUGCAUUGCAAAAUUCAGAGAAUGGUGAAUUUCAGAAGGUAGUGGUUGUUUCGGUUCAUGUAUUGCACCAGGAGGUGUGGAUUAAGGAAUUUUGCAGCAAACAAUGAACCAAACCAAAUUUAUCCCUCAUCCCUAUUGGAGCUUCCAGCUCUAUAACCUCAGAGGACUCUCCUUCCACCUUGGGUAUUUUGGUGGGGGCAGUGUUUGCAAUAAAUUAAAUAAAACAUACAUUGCCAGUGUCUUAUUCCACUUAGAAUAAUUUAGUAAGAUGACCAGGAACGUUCCAGUCCACUGGGAAAAAGAACGAGGAUUCUGCACUUUAGAAUCUAAAACAAAAUAAUCUUAAUUUCCUGCUUAAAUUUCAGUAGGGUGUUGAGUUAAGUGGGAUUUGCUUUUUUGGAUAAACAGGCCUGGUGUGUUUAUGGUUGUCUUAUUCCUGUUUUUGUGCUUCUGUUUUAAUGGGGUUUUUUUGGAAGCACUUUGAGUAUUUUUUCUGGAAAAAUGUUGUUGUUGUUGUUCGAAUGCUGGAGGAGAAUGCUCAGGUUGAAAGAAGACAGCCAAAAGUUGAUUGAUAGUUCCCAAAAUGGGAUGGAUGGUUCCUCAUUGUUCCUUUCAAUGGCUCUGUAUGAAAUUGGUGGCUUGACCAGAUCUUUCGUACAAUAAUAAAAACCCAUUGGGUUGUAUCCAGCAAUAUUCCUAUUCAGAGAAGACCCAUUGAAAUGAACAGAGUUGAAUACCUCAAGUUCAUGAAUUUAAAUAGGACUUCAUUGGCUACAACUCUUCAUAUUUGUGUCGGAGCAGACACCUCCUCAUUUUAUGUUACUCUUCCUUGUGUUGUGUAUUGUGUUGAACUUCACUGCAGCCCUUCAGGGGAAGCACCCCUUCCCAUUUUACAUGUAAAGACCAAAUGUGGAAAAUGAAUUGCUUUUGCUCAAAAUCCAAACAAGGAACCCAAUCUGCAGGGUUGUUUAUUAUUUAAAUACACCCAUUAAUUUAACCCACAAAAGUGUAAUUUAUUGAUCUACUCAAGGUUAGCCAGCCUUACAGUGGUACAUUGGGUUACAGAUGCUUCAGGUUACAUACAGACGCUUCAGGUUACAAACUCCACUAACCCAGAAAUAGUACCUUGGGUUAAGAACUUUGCUUCAGGAUGAAAACAGAAAUUGUGUGGCAUGGUGGCAGCGGGAGGCCCCAUUAGCUAAAGUGGUACCUCGGGUUAAGAACAGUUUCAGGUUAAGAACGGACCUCCAGAAUGAAUUAAGUUCAUAACCAGAGGUACCAUUGUAUAUUCAUUUUAUAUAAUUCAUCACUUUCUGUCUGAGAUAAAUGCAGUGGUAGCUGGUGCUCUUUGGGGUAGAGUUAGGAACCCCAACUCCUUCCUGUUGAGUUCUCCAAAAACAAUACUGAGAUCCCAAAGGAAGAAGCUGACAGCAGUUGCCACCUAUCGGACUAGUUAUAAGUUAGCAGGCAGGCAGACCAAGGGAUGGCCGAGAUCAGGCUGAGGCUGAUGGAGCAGUGCCCCCUUUGCCUCGAUGAACCAGCCAGGGCCAGAUUAAGGCCUUUAGAUAGGCAUCCCCAACCUGCGGCCCUCCAGAUGUUUUAGCCUACAACUCCCAUGAUCCCUAGCUAACAGGACCAUUGGUCAGGGAUGAUGGGGACUGUAGUCCAAAACAUCUGGAGGGCUGAAGGUUGGGGGUGCUGCCUUUAGAGGUCCUAAGCACAUAAAAGAUUUUUGUGUCCUCAUAUAUAUUCAAUUCAAAAUAUAAACAAUACUAUAUAAACAGCCAUAGGAGCCAACUCCUAGGGGAAAAGGGGUCUUCAGCUCCCCCAAUAAAAUAUGAGGGGGUUGCCCCCCCAAAUUUGAUGGGCAUUCCCAUUCAAAUGGUGUACAUGCACCACAUCAUGUGAUCAAUUAUGUGGGGGUGGGGCUUACCUGGCCCCCCAAUAUUUUAUUCAAGUUGACACCCCUGACAGAAUUACAUUUUUAUGUAUAUAGAAAGAUGUAGAGUAAUUGGUUCCUUACAUUACAAAGGUUGAUUAUUUCCCCCUGAAUUAGUUUUUGUUUAGUUUUUGUGUAUUCUUCUAUAAUAUGUGAUCUUGCCAUUCAUAGCUGAAUCCCGUAUCCUGAAUAAAAUACAAUCAGAUGGAGGGGGGUGGGGGACAGGAUUUUUUAUUUUCCCACAUGGAGCUGCUGCGAUAAUUGUAGCUGUGAAUUCAUUGAUAACCACCUCACCAUCAAUUCUUUCUUCGCACCCCUUCAACUAAUUCCAAAGGAGCUUUCAAAGCAUCCUCUGGAAUCUUAUAUCCUGUGAUUUGCUAGGGUGUAAAAUAAAAUAGAGAGAGGUGCCCCACAUUGGUGCUGUUGAGUUGGUGGCUUUCCACCUGUUCAGCAUUGACUGUGGCAUUAUGAUAGAAAGAGGAAAAUGAUAUCGCUUAGAGUUCAGGACAAUCUGUGCAUCUAGUUUCAGGAAUUAAGGGAAAGAUACCCCUGGAAGGAGAAAAGAAACACAAAUAAUCUCAUCCAGUCUUUUGUCAAUUGCUGACAAGUUCCCCUCUCCUCUUCAGAAUAACAACACAGAAGUGGGUGUGGUUUGGGCAGUUGGGGGCGGGGUAACCUCAAAUCCUUUAAGCUGUGUUUGGCAUUUUGCAAAGCUGAGGUUGAUGUGGAUUGUGCUUGACAGGUAGUUCCCCUCCCUUCUUUUCCCUCGACUGUGAAAAUUUAACAGGGUUUUUCUCUAUUAAGGAAGUUUGUGUCACUGUGGACCAGGUUCCACACAUCAUGCAGACAAAGGCAAACCCUUGUUUGGCACUGGACAAAUGCUGAACAGGAAGUUCAACAGUGUAUCAAUGUGAGGGAGAUAUGCCUCCAGAUGUUGCUAGACUACAGCCCCCAUCAUUCCUGAUAUUGGCCCUGCUAGCUGAGACUAAUAGGAGGUGAAGUCUAGCAACACAGAGAGGGCCCCCAGGUUCCCCAUCCCUGUUCCCCAUAGUAUCUGUCCUUCCUAGUUCUGCUUCCUUCAUGGUGAUAGGGGUCACCUGCCCUACAAGGUUUCCAUGUGACUGUCAGAUAUAAUAUAGUAGAGCUGACAGGUUUCAGAACAGAGUUGCAGCCCACUGAUAUGUAUGCACAUGUCUAGUGUAGGUCCAUCAGUUUCAAUAGGUCUACUCUGGGUUGGACUUAGUUGGGUGAAACCCAUAAUCUGGUGGUAUGGUUGCUCAGGGGCGUUGCGAGAUCAGCAGGCAGGACACCGUUGCAGACACUUUGAACUGGCCCAUGCCUGCAGCCUAACACAGCACAGCACAUUCAACUGGUAAUGGAAGAGAAAACUGGAGAGUUGUCAUGUGACACUAGGUAAUAUCAACUAGCAGAUUCCCCCCCUUCUUUUUUGACGUAAUCCUACUUGAGCAACCCCGGGAACUCUAAAUUUCGGUGUGGUCCAACAGCUGCUCAUUACACACUGAGAUGUCAGAAGGGAUGAAUGAUGAACUAACUGGGUGCCUUCCAUAAGUGUAAUAUUGAUUAGCUAUGGCUGUGGCAUCUGCCAAUCAGGACAGCCCAGGAUUCAAUGCAGCACAUAUCAAGAGUAGGGAACCUCAGGUCUGGGGAUCAAAUACAGCCCUCCAGACCCCCACACCUCACCCUUGAAAAGGCCUCACCCUUCACCAGCCUCGCUUGAACUUUAAGCAUGCGGGGUUUUUUGUCCGGUUUGAAUGCAUUCUUGAACUCUGGUCAUAUCACUUGCUUGCCUGGUUGGAAGACAGAGGGGUGUGUGUGCGUGUGUGGAUACUUUGUAUAGCAUUGCACAGGUUAAAAUUUGCUCCACUCACUUUUGCCACCCCUCCAGAUAGCUCCGGGAACAUUGUCCAGAAGAAAGUAGGAAUAUAGGAAUCUGUCUUAUGCUGAGUCAGACCAUUGUUCCAUAUCACUCUGUAUUGUCUACACUCAGUGCUGGCUGGUGGGGUGGAAGGUGGGGAGCCUGACAGUAGGUGGCGCCAGAGCCAAUAAUAGGAAGAGCUGCAGCCAAUGACAGGCAGAGCCAACUAAUUCUAGUUUUGUCCUCAUCCUUUUCCCUGUUGAGUUAUGCAAUGGCAACACUGAUACUAAGGCAGAGGAAGCUGACAGGUAGGGACAACCCCUGGACUUGUUUUAAGUAAGUAAGUAAGUAGGCAGGGGACUGACUGAGGGCAGACUGAAGUUGGUGGGGCAGUGCCCCACUUGCUCUAAUGAACCAGCCCCCUCUGUCUACACUGACCGGGAGCAGCAGUCCAUGGAGUUCAGGUAGAGGUAUCUCUCAGCCAUACCUGGAGAUGCUGAGGAUUGAACCUGGAACCUUCUGCAGGCAAAGCAGAUGCUCUGCCACUGAGCUAUGACUCUUUCUGUAAGACAUGGGAAUGUUCAGCCUUAUGCAGGCUGAAAAGGGUCCUCCACUUCUGCUGUAGAUAGAAAGCAUAUAACGUCCUCAGUAUGACCGACCUUCUACAGGUCAAGACCAAGUUGGGUUCUUGGAAGUCUCUCUUAGAUGGGUUUGAAUCUCCCCCUCCUCUUCCCUCUUUCUUCUCCUCUUCCUUCCACCUCCUGCCCUCCCUCCAUAGGCCUUGACAGAGCCGCAAACACUCUUAAAUGAGAGAUAGUGGCUUCCAUCCAAUGAAGUAGCCGCUUAAUCACCGACCAUCGUGGGAAAAGCACAAGAUGAGGCCCGAGAAACAGCCCAUUGUCUGGGCAAGAUUAAAGCUGCAAAGGCCGUAUUGUCUAGCCAGCGGAUAAAUCUUCCUACUGUCACUCAAACACUGAAUUAAAUUCCCCUUCAUUUCUAAAGGGGCUUAUCUGUCUUGAAUGGGCUGUUACGCCACAAGCGUAAGGGAACAUUUUUUUAAGUGAGCUCCUGUCUUGGGCACCUUCACAAAUAAGAAUGUCGGGGUGGGGGAGAGGAAGAAGGGACGAGGAGUCCUUCGAGAUGCCAGCGUGGUACUCUCUGCAUGCGCCUUUGGCAUGGCUCAGAAGGAGGACAGAAAAGGGCCGGUGUGUGUCUGUCUGUGUAUAUGGUGGUUGCAGCAUCCACUGCAUAGGAAGCUACCUUAUACUGUACUGAAUCUGGCUAUUGGUCCACCUGGUUCAGCAUUGUCUACAGUGGCUGCCAGCAGCUCUCCUGUGUUUCAGGCACGAGGCAGUUCCCAGCCCUCCAUGGAAAUGCCAACGGUUGAACCUUGGACCGCCUGCAUGCAAAACAAGAGCGCUACUGCUGAGCUAUGGCUAUUCCCCAAGAAUGCCAUCUCUGCUUCAGGCACCUAUCGCCAUUCAUCUGCCUUCAUCAGAGGAGCAUGACUGGGGUUCUAGAUUGCACAUGAAGGAAGCUGGGAAUUGCAGCUGUGUGAGGAAUAAACCACAGUUCCCAGGAUUCUUUGGGGGAAGCAAUGCACUUUAAAUGGAUGGUGUGGAGGUGACCCAUGCCUUAAUUUAAUUUAAUUUUUUUUUACUAGAUGUUUCUUUUGCUACUCAUUUAGGCCAGCCUUUAACCCAGGAGUCAAUGGGUCCUGACCAGGUGUGUGUGUGUGUGUGUGUGUGUGUGUGUCCGUGUCCAUGCCAUGGGCGCUUGACCUCAUUUUUGUCAGUCCUUAAAUCCUCUUUAGCUCCCCAUUCUUCCAUCCCAUCAGAAUUCCUGUUCAUUUCCUGCUUAUUUUCCCCGGCUUUCUAAAGUGCUUCCUUCUUCUUUCUAUGUAGUUUCAGAACAAUUGGAAGGGGGAGUAUUCUCUUUGAUCUUUAAAAAUAGCAAAAAAUGCCUCUUUUAGUGUCACUGCCCUGCUCUGCAGAGUGUGGAGCCCCAAGUAAAAAAUAAAAUAAAAUACCCCAAAUGACUUAAGUGAUCUUACAGGUCUAUGCAUGUCAAUUCAGGUAACUGAAGGCAUAAAUAAAAUGGGAUAUAAAUGCAGUCACUAAAUUAAGGAAAGCCUGUUGAGUUAGACCAGAUACCCAUCCAGUCCAGCAUCUUGCUCUCAGAGUGACCAACCGGAUGCCAAGGGGACGCGCACAAGCAGGACUAGAGUGCAACAGCAACUCUCAUAAGAACAUCAGAAUAACCUCCUUGAUCAGGCCAGUGGCUCAUCUAAUCCAGCAUCCCUUUCUCUCAGUGACCUGUCAGAAACCAGCAAGUAUGAUUCAAGCACGAGAGCCCUCUCUCUCCCUGUGAUUUCCAGCAACUGUUUUUUGGGAAGCAUUGCUGCCUCUCAACUGUGGAGGCACGGUAUAGCCAUCAUGGCUAGAAGCCAUUGAUAGCCGCCUCCUCCAUGACUGUGUCUAGUCCUCUUACCCAUCCAAGCUGGUGGCCAUCACUGCCUCAAUACUUUCAACUCCCAGCAACUGAUAUUGCCUCUUAAAGAGGAGGGAGGAGAUAGCCAUUGUGGCCAGUAGGCACUGAAAGUCUUCUCUCCCAUUAAUUUCUCCAAUUGUUUACCCUCCAAAGUGUGGAGGGUGGUGGGGCCAGGUGACAGCAUUGUGGCAGAGGGUACAGGCAAAUAACAUCUGCAGAGGGGCUGAGUCUUAAAGUAAUAUCUACACUACAAUACUUUUGCAUGUGCCUGUUGGGAUGAAGAAGCCAAUACUGCUACCAUGCUAGCUUGUCACAACAUGGCCAUCAGUGGAGCUCUUCUGCUUGGAAAACCUCUAGAGUUAUUGGCCUUCUUAAAAUGAUUAAUUCCAUUACCACAGUAGUGGAGAACCUCAGGCCUAGGGGCCAAAUCCAGCCCUUUGGGCUUCUCUGCCUGGCCCAUGGGUCAACUUCAAGUACAACUUGGCUGGCUGCAACCCUAUGUCCCCCCCCCCCCCGGUCUAUUUAUUCUGAACUGAGAAUUAUACAAAGGCAAUAUCCCUCCCCAAAUUCUACUUUACAGAUAUUCACACAAACUGAAGGCCACUGUGCUCCAAUGGUCAGCAAGGGGCUCACAUCAUUCUUCAUUUAAGACCAUUUCUAUACCACUUAAUACAUGAAAUAUACAUGAGUGAUGUCCAGCAAUUAAAAAAAACCCCAAACAAAAAUGCAAAACGGUGCAAUACUAAUUAAUGAAUAUUGAUAUCUGCACUGUGCUGGAGUACUGAUGGUAACCCCUUCAUCUCACAGGGCUCAAUACCUCUCAGCCUCUUGGCUGUCGCCCCCCAGGACCUAAACCAGCUCCCAGGUCACCCUAAAAUUCCUCACAGCAAAGAGCACCCUCUCAACUUGCUGAUCUCAUCUGGGUUCCUUAUUCUGCAGUUUGCUGGUAGAGACCUAGGUCUAAUGAUGCUUCCUUAAGAUGCCCACUUAAGACGUCCUAUUCCACAAUCAAUCCAUUGCACUCAGGGCCAGUCCUCCAAUGAGGAAGGGUGAAUCAGCCACCUUGGGUGGCAGAAACCCCCAUGGGUGGUGCCUCAAUGGGCUCCCAGCUCCCCCCACUGCUUCUGGCACCAGCAGAGAAGUGGCACCAGCAUUGACACUAAUUUCCAGAGAGAUCUCUUGGGAACCUGCCACUGUGUCACCUAGGUAAGGGAUGCUUCAGCGGAGGAGGUGUGGGGGUGGCAUGGGGGGAAACACUUCCUGUUUCAGGGAAAUGCAUUGAAAUGUGCCAGAUGAUCAGAUGAUUAAUGGGAAAACAAACAAAUACCUUGCAAGAAAAUGAGGGAGUUUAUUGUUGUAUAAGAACCCGCCACGGCUAGCAAACAACUCAGAAUAAAGGCUCUAUAUGGACUGGACAUAGUCUAUCCUCUUUGUAAGGAAAUAAGGAGAAAUACUCAAUAAACAGGUCACCGGGAGUCAUUGUUAUUUUAUAUUUAAAGGUCUAAUCCUUGCAAGAUUUUGCUAAUUGACAUUCAGGUUCGAGUUCAAUAUAACUUUCUCCAAGGCACUGAAUGUGGGCUUUUUGUGAGGAAAUCCCCGAUGAACAUUUCAAAUAGUUUUUGAACAGCACCAAAUGUCAGCAGUGGUGCACCUGCAAAUUCUGUUUAAAGCACAGAGAGCAUUCUAUGUGGCCUUUGCUAAACACCAUGCGAAGAACGGUAUGGAAGUGAUUGCAUAGGCAAGGACACACCUUGGGGUACCAAUGACAAACUUAGUUGGUCUCUAAGGUGCUACUGGAAGGAAUUUUUUUUAUUUUGUUUCGACUACGCCAGACCAACACCUGUAACCUACCUGUAACUACACCUUGGGGUGUUAGCAUUAGGAAACCUGCCGCUUAUACUUUUUCCUAGGGCUCGAGUAUAUUGGAUUAAGAGGACUCUGUUUUUAGGACUUGGUAGAUUUUCCGAAGGGUGAAAUAGGAUUCUUUACAUCCUGUAGGAGGGGACCCCUUUGUCGUUGGGGUUUAAGGCUCUCCUCCCCCACCCCAAGAUCCGUCUUUGCAAAAGUCUAUCCUUUUUAGCAACCAAAACCAUUGUUUUUAACAAGUGUGCUUACACCUGUUUAGCAGCUUGGUUUAAUGAUCUGGAAAUAGACUGAAAAGAGCUGGCAGGAAAACAAUAGCCCAUUAAAGAAUGCAUUGGUUCUCCCCACCCCAUUUCAUUUCCCCUCCGCAAGGAUUGCCAAUGUGAAGCCCUAGAGAUGAUGCUGGACCACAAGUCCCAUCUUCCCUGCCCCCUGCUUGACGGCGCUGAUGGGAUAUGUAGUUCAGCAACAUCUGGAGGUCACCAAUUUGAUGUUUCAGUGGAAACUGUCUAGAAAGAGGUUGAUCUGUCAUCCCCUCAUUUAAGGCCGUGUUUCUGACAUCUGCUCAUGGAUGGAUGAGUCUGUCCAUUUCAGAUUUUCUCAUUUUCCCACUCUUAAGUCCAUUUCUCCAAAGUUCUGCAUCAGUUUGUGAUUAUAAUUUUCUUUUAGAAAAAGGUCUCAUGAGAAUUUGCCAUCAUUUUACUGCACAUUGAGUCAAUGAUUGCAUGCAAUUUUCCCUGAUGCUCCAGCGAUUUCUCCUAAUAUAUUGCAUUUUACUACAUUAAUUUCACUAUUACGUCCAUUUUAUGCUCACUGUCUCCCAAUAAAAAUAAUGUACACAUUAUUUUGUCGACGAACGGCAUCACUAAAUCCUUGAAAGUGCAGAAUUUGAAGGACAGCUGGCUUUCAGGCUGAAUAUCGUUUUGGGAAAUGAAUUGGGAAGAUUUACAUUAAAGCCACCUGUGCCUCAUCUUUAGAAUGGAAGUCAAUAGAAGAACAUGCAUUAAAUUGGGCAUCCCCAAACUGUGGCCCUCCAGAUGUUUUGGCCUACAACUCCCAUGAUCCCUAGCUAACAGGACCAGUGGUCAGGGAUGAUGGGAAUUGUAGUCCAAAACAUCUGGAGGGCCGAAGUUUGGGGAUGCCUGCAUUAAAUCAACACCAAACUUAGCCUUAGCAGGUUGGGGGCUCACACAGAAUUGACUAAAAGGCAAGUAAGAGGUGACAUGAUUUAAGUUUGUAAAACGAUACAUUGCAGGGGUGGAGGGUGUGGAUAGAGAAUAUUUUUUUUUAUCCGCCUCUCGUAACACUAGAAUGAAGUCAAGGAAACUGAAUGUUGGAAGACUGAGGGCAGAUGGAAAAAGUUUUCUUAAUGCAGCACAUAGUUGAAGUGUGGAACUCACUUGUACAAGAGACAGUGAUCGCCACCAACUUGGAUGGUUUUAAAAGAGGACUGGGCAAAUUUUCAGAGGCCUCUGAAUACCAGUUUGCUGGUAUACCAGUUGCCCUUGUGUCGGAUCCUGCUUGCAGGUUUCCCACAGGGAUCGAUUUGGCCAGUGUGAGAACAGGAUGCUAGACUAGCAUCGCCCUUUGGCCUGAUCCAGCAGGCUUUUCUUAUAUACUUAAAACAAAUAUAUUAUUGAACAAUUUUAACAAAACACAUUAUCAAUCAAUAUAACCAAUUACAUUUCCCCCUUUUUAUACCCUCCCCUUCCUCCCUCUCACACCCUCCAAAGACUUCUCUCAGCUCCCCCCUCUGAUUUGUUUACACGUGUUAUUCUCUGCAUGUUAUAAAGUUGCUCAUAUCAUUACUUUAUCUAUCCUAUGUUCUACUAAUAAAUUGUGGGUGUUUAUUCAAAACCUGCCAAGGAGUCCAAGUCCUUUUGUUGUCUUUUUAAAUAGUUUGUAAAAACGUCCCAUUCUUCCUUAAACUCACAAUUGUCCUUCUCUCGUAGUUUUUGUGUUAACUUUGCCAGUUUCUUAUAGCUCAUUAGUUUGGCUUUUCUUAUAUUCUUAGGACUCAUCCCCUCCCCCCGGCACAAAAAUAUAAGCAAUAUUCAUGGCUGGAAUUGUUCACUUAAAAUGAACUCAACCAGGCUUGCUUUUCAUUGGGAAUGUAUAGGAUUGCGCUGGAAAUAUGUUGUUAACUCCUCUGAGAACACACAUGUUGGCUUUUAAUAAUAAUAAUAAUAAUAAUAAUAAUAAUAAUAAUAAUAAUAAUUUAUUUGUACCCCACUCAUCUGGCUGAGUCUCCCCAGCAGCUCCCAAUCGAAUAUUAAAACAAUACAGCAUUAAAUAUUAAAAACUUCCCUACACACGGCUGCCUUCAGAUGUCUUUUAAAAAUAGGAUAGCUGCUUAUUUCCUUGACAUCUGUUGGAAGGGUGUUCCACAGAGCGGGUGCCACUACCGAGAAGGCCCUCUUUCUGGUUCCCUGUAACCUCACUUCUCACAGCAAAGGAACCACCAGAAGGCCCUGAGCGCUGGACCUCAGUGUCCGGGCUGAAUGAUGGGGGUGGAGACGCUUCUUCGGGUAUACAAUUCCCAGCACCCUUCACAAACUACAGCUCCCAGGAUUCUUUUUUAAUGCGGGAGGUGCACUUUAAAUGUAUUGUGGGUGCACACAUGAGGUACAGAUGGCGUUAGAUUUUUUUUAUUUACAAAAGUACCCUUAAAUCAUCCUAUGUUUCAGACUGACUGGAAAACUUUCUUCCCUCAACUUGAAAUAAUAAGGUAGUUCCUUUCUAUUCUUUUCCCAUUCCAAGCAGCUGGGCGAGGCUUGCUUUUGGGUUAAAAAUUUGAAAUAUCUUGGAAGACGAACAGGAAAACACUUUUAAAAAAAAAUUCAUGCCACGCUACUUUUAAAGUCAAUUUUAUUUAAAAAUCAAAUAAGAAGCAAACAACCUGGCAAGCCCACGGGACGUUUAUGUCCUGCGGCUUAAUGGCAAGAGUCUUUAUACAUCAAAAUGCAGCAGCUUUCAAUAACAAAGGAUGAAAUUCACCAAACAAAUUGCCUCUCUCUCCUCAUAAGUCGUGCACUCCUAUGCCAGAACGAGAAAGAUGUGUUGAUAACAUUAAAAUCAUUUGGUCCUCAAUGAACUGUUAAUUCCCACCGAGUCUCUGACCUGCUGCGUCUGUAGUGAACAGCAUGGUGCGGGGCACAAAAUGCUUUGUGAUUGGUGUAUUUUAUUGCACUCCUUCUCUCCCUCUCUUUCCCUCCCCCCUCUCUUUUUUUAAAAAAGGGGGUAACAAGCAAAUGCCACUGUCAAAUUUUUUGGUAGGCAGCUCCAAGAACUGCGAGGAAAUUAUUCAGGGCCAUUUAAUGAACAUCUUUUAAGAGCAGUCGCAUCCCUUGGCGAUGUCGGACAAGGCGGCAAUAUGAUGUUGAUGUUUAAAUGGCUUGUGGGGAGGGGAAAGGUGGCUAAAGUUGCUGCAGUUCAAAACAGGGACAAGAGUUGCGCCUCAGUGUCUGCUGUGGAAACACCUUUGUCAAGAAGGCAAACAUGGGUCUCGUGUAAAGUGGUUUCUGGGGGCAUGAUUCAUGUGACUGGUGGAUUAGUGGAAGCUUAUCCAUCAGGGAAGACUGGUUCGUACUGGGAUCCGGUGGGGAACCUGGGCGGAGCUAAGGAAGUCACAUGGGCAGAGCUUAGGAAGUGGCUGCUUAUGAGGUCCCCAACCUCUUCCCUUGCAAAUAGAGAGUGGACACUUCAGCAAUGGCUCGGCGUCUUAAAAACAUCUAACUUUGGUUCAGAAGGGUAUGCCCUCCAACGUUUCUCUGGUGCCCUAUUCCAGUGAUGGGCAACCUUUUGAGCUUGGUGUGUCAAAAUUCGCCCAAAAACCAAGCAUAACUCGGGUGGUGUGUCAAUUUGAGAAAAACACACACCAUAAUUUCGUGAUAUUUAUAGUUUAAAUAACAAAAAUGUAUAAUUGUUUCCCCUUAAAAAAAGGAAAAGUGGGAGGAAAAAUUAUUAAAGUUCUUUAAAAAAACAAUUAAAAAAUACUUUAAAAAGGGGGGGGGGGCGAAGGCAAAACCCAGAGGUCUUUCCCAGUGGGACUCUGGGCUCAGGCCUUCCUCCAACGGGUCUGCUGCUGGGGAGGUGGGCUCGGGUUGGGCCUGUGCCUCCUUGUGGUCCUCUUCAGCCCACCUCUCCCCUCACUCGGCUAUGCUUGCGUGGCGGUGGGGCAACAGGGAAGGGUUUCACCUUACUUGGGUGUCUCUUCUCUCUUCCCGGGAUGGCGGCGAGGUGGCGACGGCGGCAGCAGCGAGGUCAGGGUCGGGGUUCUCCUCCCUCCUCCAAGGGCCCCCUCCUCCCCCUUGAGGCGGGGGCGGCGGGGACGGCAACGGAGCAAGUGGACCCCUGUUCUCCUUUGCCAGGGCUUCCUUUUUCCUCCUCCGGCCUCCAGAGUGCCUCAAGGCCAUCCGUCAGGUUCGCGGGGUGGGGGUGGGGUCCAGCAGCUCCCUGGUUGCUGCACUGGUGGCCCCCAGUGUCCGGGCGGCGGCGGUUUCGGUAGCUCGGGAGCCCGUCCAGCAGCUUCUGCAGUGCUGGUCACUUUCAGGAGCUCCACGGCUCCAUGCCGACCGCCAUCUUGCCUCGCAAGGCCCCCAGAGACGCGUCACCUGUGGCAUUCCACCACCGGCCAGAAGUGAGGUCUCAGCAUGCGGCUGCGUGUCACCGAAAAUGGCUGUGCGUUUCAGUGCUGACACGCGUGUCAUAGGUGCGCCAUCACUACCCUAUUCCUUAUGUGUUUGUUUGUUUGCCUGUUUGUUUAUACCCCACCCAUCUGACUGGGUUGCCCUAGCCACUCUUGGCGGCUUCCAAUGUAUGUGAAAACAUAAUAAAACAUUAAACAUUUUCAAACUUCCCUAUACAGGGCUGCCCUCAAGAUGUCUUCUAAAGGUUGUAUAGUCACUUAUCCCCUUGGCUUGGGGUGUGUGUGUGUCACAUAACUCCAUACCCUCCAACAUUUCCCCGAUGGAAAUAGGGACGUCCUAAGGAAAAGUGGGACAGUCUGGGAUCAAAUGAGCUGGAUGGAAGCAGUUUACGAUGAUUCUUAACAAUAGGCUUGUCAACAAGCUAGAACGGAGGCCCAGAACAGACUGAUCUCCUGCCCUUUUAACAGAGAUUUGGCAUGCAGACACCAGCAGGUGCAACUUUUCAUGGCAUGAAGCUAAAUUGUUAUCACCUGCUAAUAGCUGCCGGAUCAAAGUGCUCCUUUAAAGGUUGGCAAGCUCAGCUUAUCAGAGAGAUGUACUGUAGCUGAGAUAGUUGCUGGAAAAAGGGCAAAGAGGAACACCACUUAUAGCCAGUCCUUGGAAAGGUGACAACGAGAUUGUGAACAACAUGUACGAAACCGAGGCAGACCUCCUAGCAGGCGAGAGCGGGGAGGAAGAGACCGAGGACAGCAUCAUGUCCCCCAUCCCCGUGGGGCCGCCAUCCCCUUUCCCCGCCGGAGAGGACUUCAACCCCAAGGAAGGCUCUCCGUACGAAGCUCCCGUCUACAUCCCCGAUGACAUUCCAAUCCCACCCGACUUUGAGCUGAGGGAGUCUUCCAUUCCAGGGGCAGGGCUGGGCAUCUGGACCAAAAAGAAGAUUGAAAUUGGGGAAAGAUUCGGGCCUUACAUGACCUUUCCAAGGACGACGUUGAAAGAAGCAAACUUUGGAUGGGAGCAAAUGCUUACGGAUCCCGAGACAGCUUUGCAAGCUGGCUGCAUUAAAAAGAUUGGCGAUGACCUGGGCACUGAGAAAUUCUGCGUCGAUGCCAACCAGACAGGAAACGGGAACUGGCUGAAGUACAUCCGGGUGGCCUGCUCCAGCGAAGAACAAAACCUAGCCGUGUGUCCUGUGAAUGACCAGAUUUAUUAUAAAGUUAUUAAAGAAAUUGAACCCGGAGAAGAGCUGCUGAUGUAUAUGAAAGAAGGCACUUAUCCGACUGGGAACAUCCCACCCAGUUUGGAAGAAGUGCACACAUACCGCUGCGAGGACUGCGAUGAACUCUUCCAGUCGAAGAUGGACAUGAGGCGGCACAAGAAAUACUCUUGCAAUGCCGUCAGCUCCCUCUACGAGACCCUCAGCGAGGAGAUCAAGCAGGAAGGGGCUUCCGAUGGGCAGGUCUACGAGUGCAAGGAUUGUGAGAGGAUGUUCCCAAACAAGUACAGCUUGGAGCAGCACAUGAUCAUCCACACUGAGGAACGGGAGUACAAAUGUGACCAGUGUCCGAAGGCCUUCAACUGGAAAUCAAACCUGAUUCGUCACCAGAUGUCGCACGAUAGCGGCAAGCGAUUUGAAUGUGAAAACUGUGUAAAGGUGUUUACUGACCCCAGCAACCUCCAGAGGCACAUCCGUUCUCAGCACGUCGGCGCACGGGCGCACGCUUGCCCUGACUGUGGGAAAACCUUUGCCACUUCUUCCGGCUUAAAGCAGCACAAGCACAUUCACAGCACUGUCAAACCUUUCAUAUGUGAGGUCUGCCACAAGUCCUACACGCAGUUCUCCAACCUGUGCCGCCACAAGCGCAUGCAUGCUGACUGCCGGACCCAGAUCAAGUGCAAGGACUGCGGCCAGAUGUUCAGCACCACCUCCUCACUCAACAAGCACCGGCGCUUCUGCGAGGGGAAGAACCAUUACAACCCCGGGGGGAUUUUUGGGCCAGGCUUGCCUCUCACUCCCAGCUCAAUUAUGGACAAAUCCAAGCCAUCUCCUGCCCUUAACCAUGCCAGCCUGGGGUUCAGCGAUUACUUCCCAUCCCGGCAGCACCCUGGAGGGCUCCCCUUCUCCCCCGCUCCCCCAGCGUUCCCAUCCCUCGCCCCUGGGUUCCCGGGCAUCUUCCCUCCGUCGCUGUACCCCAGGCCCCCUUUAUUACCUCCGACGCCACUGCUGAAAAGCCCCCUCAACCACACUCAAGAUGCCAAACUUCCCAGCCCCCUGGGCAACCCAGCCCUCCCUCUGAUCUCUGCUGUGAGCAACAGCGGCCACCCCGCCUCCGGGGAGGAACGUUACAACAGCGGCAACCUGGGGAACUCCUACCUGGAGAAGCUCAAGGCCAGGACCAGUGACAUGUCAGACGCGAGCGACUUCGAGGACGUCAACACCACCACAGGCACGGACCUGGAUACCACCACCGGGACAGGGUCUGACCUGGAGAGCGACGCAGAGAGCGACCGGGACAAAAUGAAGGAGAAGAGCAAGCCAUCUGAGAGCAAGCCGGAUUUCAGCAGCGGCACAGUGCCCACCAGUUCCGCCAACAACAUGAGCGACCUCCCCCUCUUCUACUCGCAGCAUUCCUUCUUCCCUCCCCCCGAAGAGCAGCUCCUCCCCAUGGCGGGAGCAGCCAACGACUCCAUCAAGGCCAUCGCCUCCAUCGCAGAGAAGUACUUUGGGCCCGGCUUCAUGGGGAUGCAGGAGAAGAAGAUGGGCUCCCUCCCGUACCAUUCCAUGUUCCCGUUCCAGUUCCUCCCCAACUUUCCCCAUUCACUGUACCCUUUUACGGACCGCACCCUCAACCACAGCUUGCUGGUCAAGGCAGAACCAAAGUCACCCAGGGACCUUCACAAACUGGGCAGCACCAGCUCCGAGUCGCCCUUCGACCUUACCACAAAGCCAAAAGAAAUCAAGCCAGCCUUGCCGCCCCCCAAAGUCCCGCCCGCUCACCUGUCCGGGGAGGAGCAGCCGCUCGAUCUCAGCAUCGGCAACCGCAUGCGGGCCAGUCAGAAUGGGAGCCGGGACUCCCGGAGGAACCACGUGUAUGGAGAAAGGAAGUUGUUGGCCAGUGAAGUAUUACCCAAGAUCUCUCAGGCUCAGAUGCCGCCACAGCCAUCAUUGCAUUACGCCAAGCCGUCUCCUUUUUUCAUGGACCCCAUAUACAGCAGGGUGGAGAAGCGGAAGGUAGUAGAUUCAGUGGGCGCAUUGAAGGAGAAGUAUCUGAGACCAUCGCCGCUGCUUUUUCAUCCCCAGAUGUCGGCAAUAGAAACCAUGACGGAAAAACUGGAGAGCUUUGCAGCCAUGAAGGCGGAUGCCGGCGCUUCCUUGCAGCCCCUCCCACACCAUCCCUUCAACUUCCGGUCGCCGCCCCCAACGCUGUCCGACCCCAUUUUGCGCAAGGGCAAAGAACGCUAUACCUGCAGGUACUGUGGUAAAAUAUUCCCACGUUCAGCAAAUCUGACGAGACAUCUGCGGACACACACAGGAGAGCAACCUUACAGAUGUAAAUAUUGCGACCGGUCCUUCAGCAUUUCAUCCAACCUCCAGCGCCACGUCCGAAACAUCCACAACAAGGAGAAGCCAUUCAAGUGCCACCUCUGUAAUCGUUGCUUCGGCCAGCAGACCAAUCUCGACCGACACCUGAAAAAGCACGAACACGAGAGUGUGCCAGUGAGCCAGCACACGGGCGUCAUCACAAACCACCUGGGGACCAACGCCUCCUCGCCGACCUCAGAAUCAGACAACCAUGCACUUUUAGACGAGAAGGAAGAUUCGUAUUUCUCUGAAAUCAGAAACUUUAUUGCAAAUAGCGAGAUGAACCAAUCAUCAGGCUUAGCAGAUAAAAGGCCUGAAAUCCAGAAUGCUGAUGGCAACUCCCAGUGCCAUGGCCUCGCAAAUGACAAAACAGAGGAUGUCGACGAGGAGGAGGAAGAACUGGAAGAGGAAGACGAUGACAGCCUGACGGGGAAGUCGCAGGACGAGACUGCGUCACCGACGACAGAGCCGCAAGGAGGGUAUGAGGAUGAGGAAGAUGAAGAGGCCACGUCCCUUACCAUGAGUUUUGACCGCACCCGAAGGUGUGUUGAGGAGGACGAAGCCGGCCUGUUAGAUUUGGAGCAGUUACCGCAGUUUGGGAAGGGGCUGGAUCUACGCAAGGCGUCCGAGGAAGCUUUUGAAGUUAAAGAUGUGUAUAACCCCACCUUAGACUCUGAGGCAAUAAAACAGACUCUGUACAGGCAGGCUAAAAAUCAGGCUUAUGCAAUGAUGUUGUCCCUUUCUGAGAACACUCCCCUCCAUCCUUCUUCCCAGAACUCUCUGGAUGCUUGGUUGAACAUGGCAGGUGCUGCUUCUGAGCCAGGAGGCUUCAGCGCCGUCGGUCAUCUCUGAGAGGCUGGAGGAGAAGGCGCCCGGCCCGAGAUCCCAAGCAAGGAGGCCGAGGUGCCACACGUCUCCCCUCUCAGACCUUCUGGUCAGCAGCGGAGGACUGGACAGGAAGCCCUCGGGGCUCAUCCUCCCACCACCAGGAGAAGGAACCCACCACGGACAGCUCAUUCCCUGUUUCGUCGGACCUAGGAAGCCACCACCACAGCAGCCCCGAGGGCCUGCCAUCUCUCUGACGCAUAGUACAUCCCAGGAGCAAAAGUUGCUUCCUGCAUUGGGCUGGGGCUGGGGGAGUGCCAGGUGCAUUUGUCGUUAGCAAAUCCAAUCGUGCCCCACCCUCUCAUGUUACAGACCGUGUUGCUGAGCCAGCGAAAACUCCUUGUAAACACCCCCACCCGACCCCACAUGAAGUCCUUUGACCCUCAUAUCCAGUUCUGCUAAGAAGAAGAAAACGACGUUCUAGGUCAGGUCCAAUUCCAAUGAAGUCACUGGAGUUCUGCUGAGAUUAGGACUUCUGUUGAGUUUCGUUUGCUUCCUUCCCUCUCUUUAAAAA